This is a messenger RNA of Mytilus trossulus (common blue mussel), 3370 nucleotides long. Its product is annotated as kinesin-like protein KIF6. The record is from RefSeq and is a predicted model, not a curated record. Lineage: Eukaryota; Metazoa; Mollusca; Bivalvia; Mytilida; Mytilidae. The coding region runs from base 126 to 2612 and encodes 828 amino acids. Gene Ontology annotation, molecular function: microtubule motor activity; ATP hydrolysis activity; microtubule binding. The transcript has 21 exons. Gene Ontology annotation, biological process: microtubule-based movement. Gene Ontology annotation, cellular component: kinesin complex; microtubule.
AAUGUGAUUCCUCGGUACUGUAAUGUUUUAAAAUGGCUGCCUAUUUUGGAAACCAAAGUUAUUUUCUAAUUAAUUAACCUUUCGCUAAUUAAGCCAGUAAAGAUUUGCAAAUAUAACUAAAAGAUAUGGUCAAGCAAACUAUACAGAUAUUUGGAAGAGUAAAGCCAACUCGAUCCAAAGCAGGGCUUUAUGAAAUUGAUGAAGAUGAUGAAAGCCAUCCUAGACUGACAAUUACUGUACCUAGAGAACUUGCUGAUGGUUUUGUAAAUAAUAAAAAGGAAAAUUAUAAAUUUAGAUUUCAGAAGGUUUUUGAUCAAUCCACCCAACAAGAUGAAAUAUUUGAUAAUGUUGCAAAGCCAGUGGCAGACAGUGUUUUGCAGGGAUACAAUGGAACCAUUUUUGCAUAUGGACAGACAGGCAGUGGAAAAACCUUCACAAUUACUGGUGGGGCAGAGCGUUAUAAUGAUAGAGGAAUAAUUCCUAGAUGCUUAUCAUAUUUGUUUGAACAGUUUGAACAGGAUGGAGGUCGGUCCUAUACUUUACAUAUAUCCUACUUAGAAAUCUAUAAUGAGAGUGGUUAUGAUUUAUUAGACCCUAAACAUGAUGCCGCAAAGCUAGAAGACCUUCCGAAAGUGAGUUUAAUGGAGGACACAGACCAGAAUAUCCAUUUAAAGAAUUUGUCUGUACAUCCUGCCAAUAGUGAAGAGGAAGCAUUGAAUUUACUCUUCCUUGGAGACACCAACAGAAUGAUUGCAGAGACACCUAUGAAUCAAGCCUCUACAAGAUCACAUUGUAUAUUCACCGUCCAUCUGACUUCUACAGAGACUGGAUCAGCUACCAUCAGAAGAUCGAAACUCCAUCUGGUGGAUUUGGCAGGAUCAGAGAGGGUAUCAAAGACUGGUGUUAAUGGAGUACUACUCAAAGAAGCUAAAUAUAUCAACUUAUCAUUACACUUCUUAGAACAGGUGAUAAUAGCAUUAGCAGAUAAGAGUCGUCAACACAUCCCCUACAGGAAUUCUAUGAUGACAUCAGUAAUACGGGACAGUCUGGGUGGUAACUGUAUGACAACCAUGAUAGCCACUUGUUCUGUGGAAAAGAAAAAUGUUGAUGAGACAAUUUCAACUUGUCGUUUUGCACAAAGAGUUGCAAUGAUUAAGAAUGACGUCAUGGUCAAUGAAGAACUUGAUCCAAAAUUACUGAUAGCAAGAUUAAAAAAGGAGGUUCAACAGUUAAAAGAGGAAUUGGCCAUGGCUACUGGUGAACAAAGAACAGAUAGUCUCACUGAAGAAGAAUUAAGCAGAUGUAAAUAUGCAGUAGACAACUAUUUAGCUGACAAUGAUAAAGAAUCAACGUUAGAUAUUGGUGCUGAUAUGAGGAAGAUCCAGUAUUGUUAUUCUCUCCUCAAACAAAUGGUACAAGAAAAACCAAAGGUAGUGGAAGUGGAGGCUCAGCAGAGAUCCCCGUCCUACACUGAUGUUGAUACUGGUCCUUAUAGAGAUUCUGAAAAUGGCAGAUUAAAAGAACUUAUUCUACAGAGAGAUAAUGAAAUCAAUAUCUUAGUGGGAAUGUUAAAGAAAGAAAAGAAAAGAUCUGCUGAUGCAAUGGCAGAAGUAGAAAGUUUUGGUCAUAUGAAAUCCUUUGAAGACAACAGUCGUCCAUCCAGUGGUAGAAGAAGUCGUGGAAGUAGAAUGAACACAGCAGAAAGUCUCAGUGCUAAUAAACGUAACAGUAGUAGUACCAGUUUGGAUGAACAAACAAAAACAAAAAUCUUGGGAGACAUGUCAACAGGUAGACAGGAAGCUUUUGAGACAUUUAAAAGAGACUAUCCAAAUAAUUCUGCCAUUGAAGACAAUAAAGACGCACUAAAACAGAAAUAUGUGGAAGCUAAAAAAUUGGGAGAAUAUGUCAACAAAUCUCGAACAAAAAUAAAUCAUGUGAAGUCCCAGAUAGAACAGUACAGAAUGCAAUUAGCAAUGAGAGGCCUUGUUGAUCCAGAAGAUGCUGAACCAGACGAAGAAGAACAAGAAAUGAGAAACGAGAUGGAGGAGGAAAAAAUGAAUUACAAAGGAUGUUUUACAAGACUUAGAACAUUAAAGACAGAAAUAGAACAUUUACAACAUUUGUUAGAGAAGUCAAAAGUGAAAUUAAUGAAAGAUUUUGAGAUGUGGUGGGCAGAUCAAGUUAAUUUACAACAAAAUAAUAACAGCAGUAGACAACAAAAGGAGCAGAAAUCAGCCUGGAGAACACCUACACCAAACAAGUCAAUUCAAAAUGGUGUCCAUUCAUCACAACAGUAUGCACCAGACGGCAGGAAACAGUCAGUUCAAAAUGGAAUCCAGUCAUCACAGCAAUUCAGUAUGGAUGGCAGAAAACAGUUUGAUCCAUCUCAGAGAAGCCCUUACGAGUCCAAUAGUAGAAAGCAGUAUGAUACAGUAGAAACUGAUAACAGAAAACAAUAUGAUACUGGACAGAGAAGACCACCAGGACUUCCAAAACCAAGGUCAGAUUCAGGAAAUUUACCAAUGACGGGAGAUGCUAAGGCUGAUGCGGAUAUCAUGGCCUUUAUCAAAGCAAGACAAAAUCUUUUACGUCAAGCACAAGACAAAAGCUGACAUAAGAAACCAUAAGUGACAUAGCUGUCCAGCAAACAUGAUACUGGUGCUCCCUAACUAAUCUCUAUCUUGCCAGCAAGGAGAACUCAUUCAUUUCACAGUAGUACUGUGUGACAUUCAUCAGUGUAGAAGAUACCAGGAUUGUUGCAAUUUGAGUGGAGUAAAAUAAUGUACCAUCAAUUGAAUGAGAGAAAUAUAUGAACAAUGUAGCAUAUAGAAUGCAAGAGAGAAACAAAGGCUUUGACUUAUUAAAUAACUUACUAAAGUCAGAUACAUGAAAAAUAAUGCUUUGGAAAAUAUAUUUUCUCAAUGUUAAUUUAUACCAAUAUCUGUCUUGUUCCUCUGUGUGAACAAAUUUACGAUUUAUUUUUGAAUAUGGUCACACAAAAUUUAUCUGACAAGUUUCUCCAAACUGCUGUUAAAAUUCCAUUUAGUAUUCUGUGAUUUAAAAUUAAAUGCUAAAAAAAUUAUCAAAAAGUUAUCACAAUUGAUUUUAUUGAUUAUGUGAAAUAGCCAGAUUCAAGGUUUCAUUUAAAUGCAGCUUAUAAACAAAGUUAUUGGCAAUUAAUGACAAAUUGACUUCUGUUUUGUAGUUAUCGAAUUUGAGUUUUUAAAUACACAGAACAUGUUAUCUGCAGCUUGUAAACAUUCCUUAUUUGUUGUUGUUUUGUUUUAUAUUUGCUUUACAUUUACAACAAGCAUAUUGCAUUGAUCAUAAAUAUUAUAAAGGUUGGCAUUAAUUAUUUUUAAACAUCAGG